Lactuca virosa is the source of this 1626-nucleotide messenger RNA. The record is from the annotation of a GenBank genome assembly. Lineage: Eukaryota; Viridiplantae; Streptophyta; Magnoliopsida; Asterales; Asteraceae.
CAUUCUCAGAUGUUUCUCGAUUUUCUCCACCGCCUUAUCUUCCUUCUCUAAUAAUAUAUCUUUCUUUCUCUUUCUCUUGCUUUCUGGAUGGUUCCAUCCACUGCCCUAGACGGCGUCAUACCGCCCACCACCUGUAAUACCGAAGUUUCCUUUUCCUUUCCACCUCCUUCUGUAUUUCGAUUACGGCUCCACUCGAUCUGCUCGACCUCCGGCAUCAGCAUGCAACUUUGUCGUCUCCGACUUCAUCGAUCUGCUGAAAAAAUUAAUCAAUGACGAGAUGAAAGAUCUAGAUAAAGAUGAUAGAGAAGAAACACGAAGGAAAUUGGUGGCGAUGGCGUUUGUCAUAGUCAGAGAAAAACGAUGUUGGAGGGGAGCUGGUGACGCUGGCGCCAAAGUACCCCUAUUAUUCCGUCGGCUUCACCUCUGUUACCCUUAUUCCUCCAUUGACUUCGCUUCCGUGUUUCCUCCCAGUAAAACCCCUAAGUUCGACCAACCAUCGCCGCGUCGGAGUCAGCUUCAGAGACCCGGUCAGAUAUUGUAUAUCUCCGGGGAGCUUCACUAAAGAAAACGCGAGGAAGCUCCGGCUGUACACAAUGGAACGGAGUCGUUUGACGAUGUGAAUGGAAACGGAGUCGUUUCACGAUGUGAUGUAUGGGUUCAUCUGACUACAGAGGGCAUUCUUCUUCUGUAACGCCUUCCUAUACUUCUUCAACACCUAAUGCAUCCCUAAAGUUUAGGAACCAAAUGAUUCGACUCAGCCAUUGAUGCGACUUCAAGCCAAAGAUGAAACAUCGACAAAAUUGACGAAUAACAUGCCACAUAAGGCUUUUUUCUCUAUGAGGUCAGGUGAAAGAAAGUAUGUUGAUGUCCGCUGGAUUGAGCCUUUUCAACAUUGUAUUUAUUGACAAAGCUUCAAUUUCUGAAUCAUGAAUCGGAAGUACAGAUUUAAAAGUGAUUAAUUUACCGAUACUGCGUUUCACUGUUCACCGACUGGAGUAGACGUAACUCAAGCCUCAAGCCCAGAUGGUAAAUCGAAGUCUUCAAUAAAUUAGGGUUUGAUUUCGUGGUAAUAAGAGUUUUUUGGACUGUUAAGCCUUUCCUUGAUGACCACUGUGAUGAAACGGUGACAUAUCAAUGCUUAAUUCAUUACAUGUAAAGCUCAACACAUUUUUUUUUCGUUCACUGAUCAUUUUGACAGAAACGAUACAUAGCUUGGACUUAAAAAAUUGGCACAGGUUUAAGGAGAGUCGGUUAUGGUUUUUUUGGAAGAUUAAACGGAGGUUUCGGAAGCUGCUGCUAGAGAGCAUGUCUUUGGGGAAGCAGACGAUUAAACAUGCCCAAAUUGCCCUUCACUUUAUAGUGAAAGUGAAGCACAGAUUAAUACGGAAGAAAUCAGAUUUAUGGUUGAAAGCGAUGGUCCUGCUAAAGGAAUUGUAUUCAGCCAGAUUGAAAAAGAUCCGCUUCACAAGAUCUGGCCUCAGUCUCCAUCAGUUACUAAUCACUUGCAUCUCACAAUGGCCAUUCAUUGAGAAUCCAUCAACCAAAUUUUCAGUUUCGGUGACACCAUGGCUGGCAAAUUCUGAAAUCGGAGAAUUUGCGGAUUUUGAUGAUAUCCAUCGGUGGUGA